AAAAAGCAAAGAAAAUUAGAGAGAGAGGCAGAGAAGAAAAAGGACAGACACGGCAAAUGGCGACCUAGCUCGCCAAUUCAAUUACUGCUGCCACCCAACAAAACCCGGAGAGAGAGAGAGAGAGAGAGAGAGAGGGCAGAGGAAGAAAAGCAGAAGUGUCUGCAGUCGCCUCCCCGCCAUUGAUAUUUGAUCAUCAUCCUCUGAGCUCCUCCCUCUCCGUUUCUCUUUUCUCUCCUCCGAUUUCUUCUUCCGUUGCCAGGUGAUUCUUUCUUAUCCCAACUCGGCUGCCGUUCCUGCGUCUUUGUGCUUGCCAGUUUUGCAGUAUCUUUGGCUGGCCGCGCGCAAGAAUUCCCCUUGACCUACUCCUCCAAUCUUCCUCUCCCACUCUGUUUUCAUCAUCUUCUUCGUCUCGUUUGAUUGAUUGACUGAAUCGCAACAUAGUCAUGUCUGGCUUGUACGCCCACAAUUUCUCACCAUCUACUGCAACUCCACCGCCAUCUGCCGCCGCCGCCGCUUCACCUCAUCAUCAUCUUCCUCAUCACCACCAUCACCUUCCUAAUCUUGAUAACAUCUCCAGUGUUCAGCAGCGACAGUUUUUGGCAGAGCUGUUGGAAGAGCACGACAAGCUCGGCCCUUUCAUGGAGGUCCUUCCAAUCUCCACCCGCCUUCUGAAUCAAGAGAUAUUAAGGGUUUCUGGAAUUGUCCCCAGCCAGCACCAGGGGCUCAGCCUCUAUGGAACGCUUCAGCAUCGCCCGUCCUUAAGCCCUCGCCUGAGUGACGAAUCUUCAUGGAAUUCCCUGCCUCGCCAGCGAUUGGGAGCAGAAGGGGUGAAUAUGGACUGGCAAGCUGCACCAACGAGCCCAAAUUCUUAUAUCGUGAAGAAGAUAUUACGUUUGGAUAUUCCGGUCGAUAAUUUUCCAAAUUUCAAUUUUGUAGGUCGCCUCCUGGGGCCUAGGGGGAACUCACUAAAGCGCGUGGAAGCCACAACUGGUUGCCGUGUCUACAUUAGAGGAAAGGGCUCGAUAAAGGAUGCUGAGAAGGAGGAUGCAUUGAGGGGGAGACCAGGAUAUGAGCAUUUGAGCGAGCCUCUUCACAUUUUAAUCGAGGCUGAAUUACCAGUUAAUAUCGUGGACAUGCGAUUGAGACAAGCCAGGGAGAUCAUAGAAGAAGUGCUUAGACCUGUGGAAGAGGCGCAGGAUCUGUAUAAGAGACAACAACUGAGGGAGCUAGCACUGCUCAACUCCAGUCACAGGGAAGAAAGCCCUGGACCAAGUGGUGGUAGCGUCUCUCCUUUCUCGUCAAAUAUUAUUGGAAUGAAGCGUGCUAAAAUGGGUCAGUAGUGUUUGCUGUGACCGAACUUGAUUGCUAUCGCCAAGAUACUCGGUCAUUCAUCAUCGAAUGUUAUUGCCAAUUGAGCUGUCUAUUCUUGUGUCUAUAUCAUAUGGUUUUGGAGGGGCGAAUAAUGCUUUGUUCAUGCUGUGGUGUUAAUGUUAUUUUUGGGAAGCUAGAGAUAGGUUACAGAUUACAACUGGGGAAACAUAAAACAUUGGCGAGGGAGUUUGUGGUUGGGAAUAGGAAAUUGAGGCUAUAGGAAUUCUUUUUUAUUUGAUUUGCAUAUACUGCUGUUGCUGGUGAGCAAUUAUUUGGAUUGAUUUCAGUAAGUGAAAAAGUUAUCUUGUUAUUCUUUUGUUUGAAGGUUUGGAUUAACAAUUAUGUUGGAUUGCAGCACAAUUCUUACUCGUAGGAAACCCUUGCCUCUAAAGUAGUUGUGUAAGUGGUAGAUUUGGUACCAGAGCCGACAGCUAUACCCGGCAGGGCAACGGCAUGACUGAUUCUAAAUCUGGGAAUUCUCUACUCUUUGGCUGCAACCAUCGACAUUGCCCUCUGCCACACAAGGUUGUCAAACCGGUGAAGCAGGUGAUAUGAUAUGACCGAUAAUACAAUCUGUUUAUUCUGGGUUUUAAUAAAAAUACAUGGAUAAGUGAAAAAAAAACCCCAUAAACCUAAUCAAUUAAUUCGGAAAAAUCAAUUAUACGAGUUAAUUCACAAAAUAAUUUAAUUUAUCUUUAGAAAUUACCAAUUGAUAGUAAAUAAUUAAGAGAUAAAAAUAAAAUAUGUAAAAUAAAUGUAUUCAUGUUUACAUUAAUUUGUGUAAGUAUAGCAUUAGUUAGAUAAUAUAUAAGGUUUAUAAGUAUCACAAAAUUCAUUGUAGCUUAUUGGUAUACAAUUGAAGCUAUUAAACACUAGUUUCUUAACUGGCCUGUUGGCUGAAGAAUUUAAUUUUAUCAAUUAUAUAAGUCAAUUUAUCUAUAUAUUUAAAAUCUUGUGUAUCUUGUAGAUAUUUUAUGCUCUUUGCUUCAUUCGUGAGUAUGCGGUAUGUCUACGUUGAAAAUUAUUAAUACUUAGUAGUUAGCACAUUCGCUUAUUAUGAUGUUUUGAUUCUCUAAUCAUAAAUCUUGCCAUGAAGGUUUAUCACACCCAUUUACAAUUGUAUAUCGAAAUUUGUCAAUCAAGACACUUAAAUUUGUUUUUUUAUGGUUCACUCAAAUUUGUUAUCUUAUACAACAGAUAUCAAUUUGUGAUUCUCUCGAGUUUAGACUAACUCUCAACCAAUUAUUUAGAGUUCAGAUUAUUGUAUAAAGAUACAUGAUUAUUGAGUCACUUUUGUUUCUCCCAAUUUGAUCUUGAAACUCAUUGUACUCCUUAUGAUGGUUAAAUUUUCUAAUAUUCACUUAUUUGCGUUGUCGAUGUUCAUGAAGUCUCGGUAUAGGGUCCUAUGAUAAAAUUUGUCUAUCAAGACACUCAAAUUUAGUAUGUUGUACAUAUGGGGUGGAGGUUCGGUUAACGAUUACUAGUAAAUCGGUCUGUUAAAUCGAUAAUCGGUCGGUUAUCCACUAAUCAGUAAUUGAUAUAACCGAAAUUUGGUCAGUUUUCGGAGGCUGGACGAGAUGGUUUUGGUCUUGGAGGCGGCACGGUUAACCGAUAACCAAGAUAACCGAGAUAAUCGAAGCCUAUUUUGGUCGAUUGUUGGUUGGGGGGGGGGGGAUCGACCUUUCGAUUAACCAAUAAUCUACCGAUCGAUUAUCGGUUAUAACCGAAAGUAAUCGAUCGCCAUCCCUAGUUAUACAAUAUAUAUCAAUUUUUUAUUUUUGAAGCUUGGACUAACCCUCAACCCAUGGUCAUGGUGGUUGUCUAAAUAUUGGCUUAGAAUCUCAAUCAAAUACACUCACCUAC
Molecule: messenger RNA, 3234 nt
Organism: Linum trigynum
Lineage: Eukaryota; Viridiplantae; Streptophyta; Magnoliopsida; Malpighiales; Linaceae
Source: the annotation of a GenBank genome assembly